Messenger RNA from Medicago truncatula (barrel medic), 1543 nucleotides. RefSeq names its product TITAN-like protein. The record is from RefSeq and is a predicted model, not a curated record. Bases 89 to 1408 code for a protein of 439 amino acids. The transcript is spliced from 7 exons. NCBI's taxonomy places the organism in Eukaryota, Viridiplantae, Streptophyta, Magnoliopsida, Fabales, Fabaceae.
CACUAAUGAUUGAAUUGCGUCGCAGAAAGAAAGAGAGGGGAGGGGCUUACGAUUGAAAAAGGGACAGCCGAAAGAGAAUCCAUUUAUAAUGAGGGAGCAAUCUGAGAACAAGAGCAAGAGUGCCAAGCCUAAAACAGGCACAAAGGAGAAGAAGAAAAGUGAGUUUGAGUUCUGCAAGGUUUGCAAAAUAAAUCAUGACCAAGGUCUUCGCCACAAGUAUUUCCCUAAGCACAAACAAUCCCUUUCCACCUUCCUCUCUCGCUUCAAAAACAAACUCUCCGAUGUUCGCUUCUUCCUCAAAACACCUUCUCCUCUUACUCCUCAACUUGCUUCCGGCAAUCGCUUCUGGUGUGUUUUCUGUGACCAAGAUAUCAAUGAGCACUCCAGUUCUUUUGCCUGUGAAAAUGCGAUUCGUCACCUAGCAAGUGUAGAACAUGUGAAUAAUUUGAAGCACUUCUUUUGGAAAUAUGGUGGCACAGUGGAUCAGCUGGAUGUGUUUACAGUUUCUCAUAAUGACGUUGCAAAGUGGGACAAGAGGUGCGCAAACCUUAAAAAAGAAGCUUCAUUGCAAAGUGAGGAAAGUCCUGGAGCAGUUUUUGGACCUUCAAGUGAUAUCCAUAAUCAAUCGAACAAUGAAAAUAUUGAUAGUUUUAAAAAUAAUAUUUAUUCCAAUUCUGUGAACUCGAAUGUUGUUUUGCCUUUACACUGCUACACAAAUGAGUAUCAGGUAUCCUCUUCAGGUCACUCUGGAGUUGGAAAUACCGGCCUUUUAGAUAUUGGUAAAUCUUCUUUACCUUCGGAAGCAUGCUCCAGUGCGAAUACCCUUGCUUUGCAGGAUUUUGCAGCUGAACGGAGAAGUCACAAACUCCCUUAUAAUAGUGGACAAUGGUCAAGUGAUGGAUACUCAUGUAAUAAAGCGCAGGUUCUUGAUAAUGGUAAAGUGGUCAGCGGAGAGAGUGGUCCGCAAGGUAUACAAAUGCUCACUCGGAUUUCUUUUGUGCCUGCUGAAAAUGGUGGUGGAAAUGUUCAUUCUGGAGCACCUCCGCCUUGGUUUGAAACAACUGAGGGAGUUCAGAUGCAUCCGAAGCCUGUUUUAGGAGACCUUGUCUCCCAUUCAAACAAGUCAGGGAAGCACAAAAAGUUGAGUCCUAAACGCGUUGGAGCUGCUUGGGCAGAAAAGAGAAAGAUUGAAAUGGAGAUGGAAAAGAGGGGAGAGACUGUGAGGAACGAAUGUGAUGCCAGCUGGCUUCCUAAUUUUGGUAGAGUCUGGCAAUCUGGCAGCAGAAGAGAAUCCAGAAAAGAAUUUGAAAAGGAGAAACAAGAGUUGUCAAAUGUUGAAGCUCAACCUGAGAUGCCAAUCAAGAUACAACCUUAUGUUAGCAAAAGAAUGGUGCGUUUUACAUUCUAAAUAUUAUGGGUUUGAUUUGUUUCAAAACUGUCUGUCAAAACCAGUCUGCUUUGUGCCUGACCGAGCCCAAGCUUGGCAUGUUUGGUAUAUGGGUUGCAAAAUGGGCAGAGUCAGGGGCGGUUGGUUUCAUAUCAA